Thamnophis sirtalis is the source of this 5623-nucleotide messenger RNA. NCBI's taxonomy places the organism in Eukaryota, Metazoa, Chordata, Lepidosauria, Squamata, Natricidae. The record is from RefSeq and is a predicted model, not a curated record.
GCAGGAGACCCGGUUGGUGGAUUGGGCUCCACCGCAGCAUGAUGGGAAAAUCCUUGUAGCAUCCGGCAUGGAGGUUCGGAUGAUGCCCGACGCCGAGAAGCGUCUUUGCUGGGGGAGCCGUCGCUCCCGCCGCUCCGAGCCACGGCAAGGAGAUUGAGCCGGCGGCCUUUUCCGUGCAGGGCUUAGCGAUGGUGUCCCAGGCGGUGCAGCUGCUCCGGCAGGGAGUCUGGGCAGCGUUGACCGGAGGCUGGUACCACGAUCCGGAGCAAAGCAAAUUCACCAACAGCUGCCAUCUCUACCUCUGGCUGUUCUUGUUGCUGCUGCCUAUGGCGCUGUACUUGGCAUGUCCCCCCACUGCCAUCACAGCUGUUAUCUACUGUGGUUCUGUGACCUUAUUAUUCAUGAUAAUAAAGGUGAUCUCUUAUCGCCUCCACCUGAUGUUUGACAAAGGAGAGAUGAUUCAACAAAAGCUCCCUUGUAAGGAAGGGAAACAAAAUAAAAAGUAUAAAAGAGACAAUGCAAUUCAGCAUAAAAAUCUCAGCAAUAACAUAGGCGACAAUGGUGCAGUUGAAGAGACUAAGCAUAAUGGUUCAACACCAACCAUCCACAAUAGCAUCAAAGGGCAGGCUAUGCUCUCUCAUUACCCUUCAGGAAGCCUGAACCUGCCAGCUCAAGAAACCAUUGAAGAUCUGAAAGGAGUACUGGUUUCAGAAGAACAACCUGUCCCAUCAGUAUUGUUGACCUCACCCUGCAUCAAAGCUGAUAUUUUACCUGCUUCUGUGACAUGUAUGUCAAAUUCCACCACACCAGUAAUAGUGGACAAGCCAAAUGCAGUGGAGAUUGUUAUCAAUGGUGGAUCAAAUGAAAAAGAAGAGAAGGCACAACCUUCUAACUAUACUGGAGAAGAGGAUGCUCCGCUGGAUAAAGAUGUGGUUGUUAAAAAAUUGCCAAAUCUUUCCUUAUCCCAGUGUGAUAUUUUAAAAACAGGCAUUUCUUUUGAGUCUUGGAACAUGGACAGUCCUGUCCUCUUUUUAGAGGAUUUAAAUGACCCUACGUGUUUAAGGAAAGAGAAUGUAUUGGAUGGGUCAGCUCAAGACAGCACAAGAACUGGUUUUCCUCAGUGCAAUACUGUGGAGACUAAGAGAUUUGCAGAAAGCUCUCCCUAUAUAGAUGACUCAAAAGCACAGUUUGAUGACUCAGAAAGUGAGAUAGCUGUUGCAAUUGUGGACAGUUCUCAUUCUGGGGAUCCAUUCACAUUACAUGAACCCAUUAAAAUAGUUAUCACCAUGAGUAGCACCCAUAACUCAGCUACUGAUUUAGAGAGCUUGCAUCACAUGAAACGGUCAAGCGCUGAGAAAUCUGGUUCAGAUCCAGAAUCUGCUGUGGCAGAGACAGUUCAAGACAGUAAACAAAGCAACAAUCAAAUGAUAAUCCCUGUCAUUACUUUUGAUCUAUCGGAAGACAAUGGAGGCCAUGCUUUCCAAGAAGUAAGUGAAAGUUUGAGAACCCCAGAGAAUUUAAAUGUAAAUGCGUCAUCUAAUCAGUGUUCUGGCUAUGAAUCUGGUGAACAAGACAAUAUUGGAAAGGAAAACAGUGACAAUCCAUCAAACAGUCGUGAAGGGAUGAUGUGUCCUGAAAAUGCUUCUGAAAUUCUAGAAGACCCAGAAGAAGGCCAGUGGAACUUGGAGGUGCCCUUAUAUAAAACAACUUAUGAAAAGAGACAUGCUCGUGUUCUUAGUGUGGAUAGUGGGACAGAUGUGCUUUUAAGUAAGAACUCGUUGGAGACAGUUAGUGGAAAAGAAAAACUUUUGCCCACCUCAAAGUCGGACCUGGAAGCUAAAGAAGGGCAGAUACCAAAUGAAUCAAAUUUCUUAGAAUUUGUUUCACUGCUGGAAUCCAUCAACACUUCAAAGCCAACAGCACCAGAUUUAAAAGCAGAGCCUACCAAAGAUAAAGGACUAGCUGGAGAUGGCUUUCUAAGAGAGAAAAAAGAGGGUGCAUUGACAACAGGAAAGAAUUGUGCAGAAAAAGAAAAUCAUGGUUCCUGUAAACAGGAGAAAACUGAGAUGGAAACUCAGGAUUGUACUAAUGUUAAUCCAGUGAUCCCAGAAUCAAUAAAGUUCACUGCCCAUUAUCAGAGCACCAGACAACGACAGAUCAUUUAUCGGGUAACUUCACAGCCAGACAGUUCCCUUUUGCAAGUCAUAAGUGGGCCUGAAACAUCGGUGCAAGAAGAGAUGUCCGUGGAUGCAAUGCACAUCUAUUCCUUCAUAGAUGGAAAUGGAGAAAUGAAGUCCUUGUACUUAAGGAGUCAAGCAGAAGGAAAUAUUGAAAAUUCACCCAUCUAUGAUUGCAUCUCCAAUGCUCAUGAAAUCCAUUUCAGCUCCUCUAGUACAACUACCUCAGAGAUCCAAGAAGCAUCUAUUGGAGAUCAUGGACGAAGGGCACGGCAACAACAGUUCUUACUGAUGCUGGCACGGGGAGCUCUUUCUGAAACCCACCGGCAUUUUAGCGAAGACCUUGAGGAUUCUUCAUGCUCAUCAGCUCAAAGAAAAAUUAAUACACAGUUUUACAAAUUUAUUGUAUUUCCUGGCAAAUGGAUAAAAAUCUGGUACGAUCGACUCACCUUGCUGGCAUUGCUGGACAGGACAGAAAAUGUCAAGGAGAAUGUUUUGGCAGUUCUUCUAGUAAUCCUUGUUUCUUUUCUUGGCUUUGUAAUCAUGAACCAAGGUUUUUGUAAAGACAUUUGGGUGCUCCUGUUCUGUCUUAUCAUGGCAAGCUGUCAAUACUCUCUUCUAAAGAGUGUUCAGCCUGACCCUGCCUCACCUAUACAUGGCCACAACCAGGUGAUAAUAUACAGCCGGCCUAUAUAUUUUAGCAUAUUGUGUGGCCUUAUUCUAUUACUAGAUGCAGGAUCUAAAACCAGAAAUCCCUUCAUCUAUACGGUUUAUGACCUGAAGAUCUCACCUGAAUCAUUUCAGGUGAUCAGGGACCAUGUAAUAGGAUUUUUAUACUGCUUUCCUGUGAUUUCUCUUCUUGGUCUUUUCCCACAAAUCAACACAUUCUGUAUAUAUAUCCUUGAACAGAUAGAUAUACUGGUAUUUGGUGGUUCUGCUGUUGCUGGAAUGUACUCUUCACUCUACAGUAUUUCUCGAAGCUUUAUUGCUGUAAUUGUCCUGUACACAUUCUGCUUCAAUGCAGUUAAGGAACCAUGGGAUGCUCAACAUAUUCCCGCACUGUUCUCUGCCUUUUGUGGGCUUUUAGUGGCACUUUCUUAUCAUUUGAGCAGGCAGAGCAGUGAUCCAUCUGUCUUAGUGUCUCUUAUUCAUUGUAAAUAUUUUCCGCACCUUGUAAAGCAGCAUUUUGAAGAGCCACGAGUUGAUCCACUUCCUGAGAAAAUGAGAGAAUCCGUGAGAGAAACCCUGAGAUCAGAUCUCAUUGUGUGCUCUGUGGCUGCUGUGUUAUCCUUUGCAGUCAGUGCCAGUACCGUUUUCUUGUCAUUAGGGGUUACUGCUGCUCACUUAAUGUGGUUUGAGAGACUGUAUGUGUGGCUUCAGUGUUUUGAAAAGUACAUCUUGUAUCCUGCAAUAAUACUGAACUCCCUCACCAAUGAUGCUUUUCUAAUCAGCAAAAACAAGAGGAUAACCUCACACUGUGAUAUCUUUCUAAUUACAAUUGCGGGAAUGAAGCUACUGCGGUGUUCAUUUUGCAAUCCCAUUCACCAGUUUGUUACAUUAAGCUUCACGUUCAUCUUCUUCAAGUUUGAUUGCAAAGGUUUCUCCGACAACUUCUUAUUCAAUUUCUUCAUUAUGUCAAUUGUAUUUAAUAAGCUGUGGGAUCUACUACAGAAAUUACAGUUCAUAAUGACUUAUAUUGCUCCUUGGCAAAUUGCCUGGGGCUCAUCUUUCCAUGUGUUUGCUCAGCUCUUUGCAAUACCUCACUCUGCAAUGCUUUUCUGUCAGACUCUGGCCACUGCAAUCUUUUCUACCCCCUUGAGUCCAUUUCUAGGGAGUGUCAUUUUUCUCACAUCAUACGCCAGACCAGUCAAGUUCUGGGAAAGAAAUUACAAGAGAAAAUUCAGGAGCCAGUCUGUUCAGACUCAUGCUGCUUUAAGUCAAAGACCCCCUCGCUCAAGUCAUUCUGGUCCAAUCUUAGAGAGUCAUCCCCACUUCAUCCAGACUUCCACUUCGGCUCAUGAAAUUUCCCCAAGACUUUCUGACAGCCAACUCUCCUUCCACAAUUCUGCAACUUCUGUGUUUUCCACAACUGCUGCCAUCCCUAUCUUGGGCCAACUAACGGUGCAGGAGCGAGCUGGGGCUGUGAUCAGGUCUAGCCUGGCCUCUUCCACUAGCUCCACUCUCAGCCUCUUGUUUGGUAAGAGAAGUUUUUCAAGUGCGCUGGUCAUUUCUGGGCUCUCUGCAGCUGAAGGAGGAAACACAACAGAUACCCAAUCAUCUAGUAGUGUUAACAUCGCAAUUGGGCCAUCCGCUAGAGCAGCAAACCGUAACAAGAAGGAGGCCAUACGGCAAUUGUCUGAUGAUUACGAAGCAACUGAUGCUGCUGAAUCCAGACAGCAAAGGGAUCGAGGAACCACUCACGCUUUCCUGAUAAGCCAUAUGGUGGAAUGCAGAAGGGCCAGCCAAGAAGACAUGGCUCUAGAAGACUCUGCUUCUCAACACAGCCUUUCUGAAGAGUAAAAAAAAGAAGAGACACACGGAAGGGAUAAUGCCUUAUAAAGCUGUUUUUUCAAAAAAAAAUUUAAAAUUGGGUUAGUUUGCCAGAGGAAUAAGUAAAACAAGCAAAAAUUAAAGGAUCUAUUUUUUUUACCCUUUCACAAAAAAGCCUUCCAUUAAAAAAAAUGUAGGAAGAUAAUAUCUCACUAAUAAUAUUUACUGCUGCCCACAUCACAGGUUACUGGAAUUCCAAAUCUGAUUUAAAAGAAAAUUGAUCUGGCCAUCUAUUGUCUGCAAAGGAACACUAGGCAGUAUUAUUGGGGUGGUUUGCAGGGAGGACUGUGGAGUGGGGGGCAGAUUACAUGUUUUGUACCAAGACUGAAAGCAAAAGAAAAUCUGAAUGCGGUUCAGUGAAAAAGCACAUCAACAUCUGUCUCUUGUCAUAACCAAAUAGAUGAUUGCAUGCUAAAUAAUUGGCUUUUUAUACAUAAUGCAUAAAAAAGGAUUGUUUGUAAUUGAAGCAAUGAAUAUGGAACAGGAAAGAAAGCUGCCUACUCUUUGAGAUUAGUAUGCGGAAUCUUUUUUUUAAAAAAAAAAGUCAGAGGAAAGCUGUCUUUGUUUGAAGUGUUACGCAGCUGACAAUUCUGUGCUGCAACAUAUUAAUUGUGGAGGUGGGUCCACUGCAUGCAGCCAUAAGGAAAUUGUCCAUAAAAGUGCCAGGCAACACACUGCUAUGAACCAAAUAGAGCCGAUGCAUGAAUAGCCUUCACAAAGCCAACAGUGCUCCUUAUUUGCAAACAAGUGCAGCUUUCUCUGUUGUUCAUCCUCACAACAAAACUCCAUGCCUUUUUCUGCAAUCGAGAAACUUAACAACUCGAAAUUGCUUUUGUGCUCUCUUACAUGAACAGACUUGUUGACUUUUUUUUUUGUAAUUAAAAACUUUACAAGUA